Dermochelys coriacea (leatherback sea turtle) is the source of this 2651-nucleotide messenger RNA. RefSeq lists its product as uncharacterized. The coding region runs from base 869 to 1789 and encodes 306 amino acids. The record is from RefSeq and is a predicted model, not a curated record. The transcript has 2 exons. NCBI's taxonomy places the organism in Eukaryota, Metazoa, Chordata, Testudines, Dermochelyidae.
CGUCCAUGGAAAUAUUCCUGUGUCACAUGGCCGGGGAAAUGGAGAUUUGCCCAUAAAACCCGAAUCUGUCCAAGCCUGGGGAAACACCAGGCGGUGUCGGCCCUUUCCCCACACCCAGCAGGCAGAUAAUGGUAUUUACUGACCAUACAAAGGCCCGGCUAGCCCGGCUCCGUGCACCGGCUGCAGCUCUGUCUGUCUUCUGCCGCCUUCAAAAGCACAGAGCACAGUGAGCACCGCUAGUGGACUCACCAACCAUUUAAAGGGACGCUGUCUUAUUGAGAUGGAUGCGGGAAUUUUGUGCACUACUUGUCUGACUGAUCUGUGUGAGGCUGGGUCCCGGGCUGUGCGCGCAGUGACAGCUUCCAGGUAGGCCUGGGGGUCAAAGGGAACCUCCAUUUCUUCCCCAGCCCUUUGUGUCCAAACGGGGCAGACGGCUUCGCCCCCAAGCUUUUAGUCAACUCAGCAUCUUCCCUUGAUGGUAGCGUUACUGCAGGUUCCCUCCAGCGGGUGACUGGACCCUGGGCUGUACGACCUGCGCAGGCAGAUUGCUGAUUCGAGCUGGGCGACGUUUUUCACGUGACAGGUUUUUCCAAGGACAGAAAAAUCCAGAUUCGGUGACAUGGAAAUGCUUUCUGAACUUGGGUCAGAAAAAGAAAAAAUGCCCCUAAAGUCUAUUUUUCUUUUUUUUCCAGUCCAAAUUUUCUUUAACUUUAUUUUUUUUAAAAAAUCUUUAAUGGUUCAAAUUGAAACGGAACAUGUAGCUCGGCCCCAAACUGAUUUAUCAGAAUUUCCAGAAAAUCUCUUCCUUGCCCAGCUCUAUUUCUGAGGGCUGGGGCCUCUGUAAUGCAGCCACCAAAGGCAGAGCGAGAUGCAAUGGCCAGGAGCUGAUGGGAGACACAGUCAGACUGGAAAUAAUGGGCAGAUUUCUACAGAGAGGGGAAUUAGCCACAGGCCAGACGGGGGGAUUCUGCACCACUGGCAGUCUGUAAAUUGCAGUGGGGCGUCUCCCCCUGACAGCUCCGCUCUAGCUCAGCCCGAUCCAGAGAGAGGGGCAUGUCCGCGCGGCUGGGGCUGGGGUCUGCGCUGCCGGGGCUGGGGUCUGCAGGCUGGCCGGCUCCUGGCUGGGCCGGGGCCCCUGGCUCUGGGUCAGUCACAGCCCAUGGCAGCCCCCCUUUCUUGUUCCCGCACGGCAGCCCCGGAGCAGCGAGUCCCCGGAUGGGUGAUGGCUGUCGUGACGCUGGGGCUUGUGACCCUCCUGUGCGCGGUGCUGAUCCAUUGGGGGCUGCCGCUCAUCUCCGCCGAAGGGUUUCACAUUGGAUGUCGAAGAGGAAAUGGCCGAGCGCUAGGUCUGCACGCCCCUGCCCGCCCCAGCCUCCCAGCCGGCGGGGAGCGACGGGCUCAGACUGUAAUGAGGAAGAACGGAGGUUUCUGGGUGGAGCGAUGUGACGAAGUGGGAGAUUUUCUUGGUUUUUUUCACUGGUUUGCAUGCAGAGGACUCAGUUUCCCUGGGUGUUACGGGUUUAAUGAGGGGAGGGGAGAGGGAGUUUGUGGUCACAGAGGACCCGCGAGAGAGCUUGGGACCCCAGCCAAUGGUGCAGACAAUGGAGACCCCAGCGACUGGCAACCUGGUGACCCAGAGGCCCAGCCGGGUCAGGCCAGUGGAGGGACAGUGGGCUGCGAAGAGAGGACCCCGGUGACCUGCCCAGCCGGUUCCAGCUGGGAAGCAGGGGGUGCUCGGGGCUGGAGGGAAGGAGCAGCAUGCAGGAAAGGCUUAGAUGUGCUGGGCUGAGGGGGGCCAGGCCUGAGGCCUGGAGAAUUCCCUGGGCUGGGUUCAGACACUCAAUAAACUCUCCUGUGUUACGCUGGCUGAGAGUCGCUCCGGUCUAGAGAACAGGGGGCAUUAUUCCCUCUGGGAGUGGAGGCCCUGGGGGUCCAGAGCGAGGGGACUCCCUGAGGGGCCCCACGGCAAGAGACAGGUGUGCUAAGACUCAGAGAGGUGCGGCUCCAGGAGGUGGAGGGGCUGGACCCCCGAGAAGGGCUGUCGCUCUGAAGGGGGUUCCCCCCACAGACCGCACGGCCGAGAGUGGGCAUGAUCUGUGAGUCCGUGACAGGCGGGAUGGGAGCUCGCACCACGCGGAGCAGAAACUCUGGGCUGGCUGCAGAGAUACCUGCAAAGUAACCUGUGCUCCUGCCGGGUGGCAAUGCAGCUGGUGAGGGGGCAGCGAGGGGUGAAACCCCUGCACCCACCAAGAGCUGGCUGCAUGGAGCCCUGGGAUGGGCAGGCGAUAGCCUUGGGUACCCUGAGCAAACCCUGGGGAAGGACUGAACGAGCUGAACCCCUUUGGGGCACGGAUUAUUACAAGUGCGGUUGUGUCUGUGUCCCUGGGGAACUGUACUGCCCUUCUCCGCUAGGGCCGGGGGAUGCUAAUGAACGUCUCAGUUCUCAGCCUUUGCAGCUCCCGGGGCAGAUAUGCAUCUCCUGGUCCCAGCUGGCUCCUCCAGAGACCCGCAGACAGAGAAAGGACCUGGGGAGUAAGCUCCCGAGUUUAGGCCUUUCCUCCGGAUCCUGCAGACAGCCGGUUCACCUGACCCCUGAGGGGUGAUACAGGAGCAGCUGCCUGGAUCUGGGGCAGCCGGGUCAUGCCAGCCAG